Messenger RNA from Hyalella azteca, 3159 nucleotides. Its product is annotated as peroxidase-like. The transcript has 16 exons. The record is from RefSeq and is a predicted model, not a curated record. NCBI's taxonomy places the organism in Eukaryota, Metazoa, Arthropoda, Malacostraca, Amphipoda, Hyalellidae. Gene Ontology annotation, biological process: response to oxidative stress. Gene Ontology annotation, molecular function: heme binding; peroxidase activity.
AGUCAGCUCAGCGAGGUUCAGUCACAUCAGUGCGCCUACGACAAGCGCCGUGGUAAGUUAACGAAGAGCAGAAAUGCAGAAGUGCCGCUUUUAUUGGGUGCUGCUGGCGGCUUUUGUGACGCUGCAGCAAGGCUCGGCCGAGCCUGAUCCGCAGGUUGUCGCUGAGGACGAGUCGUGCAAGUCUAAAGUGGACGACUCGGAACUCCCCAUCCAUCGGGCCAUCCGGCAGAUUAGUUUCCCCGGUGCCGGCGGGGGCGGUCGCCGUCCAGGUCGGCCCCAGGGAGGGGGAGCCGCCCCCGUGGGCCAGUGCGGGAACUGCGUGCCCAUCGUGGCGUGCGCCCCCCUCCUGGAGCAGGUCUCCACCACCUGCCAGCUCCCUGACGCAGGACUCGGCGUCUGCUGCCCCCCUCUGCCCAAGCCGAGCGUGGGACAGGGAGACAAUAGACUCUUCACUUUACGUCGCCAACAAGUCGACAUGAGAAGCUUGUCUCCCCAGGAAGUCAACACGGCGUGCGAGAAGGGACGGAGUUUCCUCAAUGGAGUCACUAACCUGGAAUCCCAACUCAUUGCGUGAGCUAAUUCUCUUUAUUUGCCAGUCGGUACGCCUGCUUAUGGCCAUCUCAAGUUCUUCUCAGUGACGCGUACAGCUCGCCAGGCUCACCUGGCGGCGCAGCAAAUCAACCAGGCCUCUCGGUCUAUGCUCAAUGAGUUCCAGUUAAGUCCAGCUCAAGGUACCCAUGGCCUGCGUCAGUUGCCGGUGCGCAACAGCAUUCUCGCUGAGAAUUGCCCUCGGGCACCGCAGUGUAAUCCUCAAGCCAAGUACCGCACCAUUGAUGGCACCUGCAAUAACCUGCAAAACCCAUUGUAUGGAAAGAGCGAAACUGCUUUUCAGAGGAUCUUGCCACCAGUUUAUGGUGAUGGUGUGAGUUCGCCGCGCACGAGAUCCGUGACAGGCUCCGAGCUCCCCCUCGAGCGCGUCGUCGCCAGCAACAUUCUCGUAGACCGCGACGACCCUGACCGAGAGUUCACGCUCUCCGUCAUGCAGUGGGCGCAGUGGAUCGACCACGACCUCACCCACGCCCCAUUCACCAGUCUCCCAAAUGGCCAGGGCAUCGACUGCUGUCCUAAUGGAACGGAAGCGACUGGACCGCAACGACAUCCUGAGUGCUGGCCCGUCCCGAUCCCACGUGAUGAUCCCUUCUACGCUCCCAGGGGUAGAAAUUGUUUGAACUUCAUCAGGAGUAUGUUGGGCCUCAGCCAGGAGUGUACUUUUGGAUUUGCCGAACAGAUGAACCAACUCACGCACUGGCUCGACGGCUCUCAAAUCUACGGGUCCACAGCCAUGCAGUCGCAGCGUCUGCGCCAGAACCAAGCUGGUCUCAUGAGCGUCAGCAACGGCAACCUUCUUCCUUUCGACCAAGAGAGCGGAUCGGGUUGUGAAGCUCGUCAACGAGGAGCCCUUUGUUACAUCGCUGGUGACUCCCGUGUAAACGAACAGCCUGGCCUGACUGCGAUCCACACGCUCUUCCACCGCGAGCACAACCGCGUGGCCCGCGGCCUCCAGCAGAUGCAUCCUGGCUGGUCGGAUGAGGCUCUCUUCCAGGAGGCCCGAAGGAUCGUCGUCGCUGAAGUGCAGCACAUUCUUUUCAACGAAUGGCUUCCCAUCAUCGUUGGUCAGAAUUUCAUGCAGUCGUUUGGAUUGAACCCACUACAGAGCGGCUACAGUUUCGACUACAAUCCCAACAUCAACCCGACAAUGAACAACGAGUUCGCUACGGGCGCUUUCAGAUUCGGACACUCGCUUGUACAAGGCAUCAUCAAUCUUUUUGAUGCCAACGGCCGCAUCACGACCAUCCGCAUGCGUGAACACUUCAACUCGCCGCACAUCUUCCAGACGGUACCUGGGGUGAUCGACAUGUUCUCGCGCUCCUUCACCCAGCAAGCCAUUCAGAAGUUCGAUUCGUUCGUCACUGAUGAUCUCUCAAACCAUCUGUUCCAGACACCUCGGCAAAACUUCGGCAUGGAUCUGAUGAGCCUGAAUCUUCACCGAGGACGUGACCACGCCAUUGCGUCUUAUAACGCCAUCAGGGAGGUGUGCGGUCUACCGCGCGCUCGGGACUUUGCUGGCUUCAAUGAUCAGAUCCCCAACGACAUCGUCGCAAGGCUGAGCCAGAUUUAUGCGCACCCUGACGACGUAGACUUCUUCGUGGGCGGCAUGUCCGAGAAGCCCGUGUCUGGGGGGCUGUUGGGCUGGACGUUCCUGUGUGUUGUGGGCGACCAGUUCGCGCGCGCCAAGAAAGGAGACAGAUUCUUCUACGACGUCGGUGGCCAGCCUGGGUCCUUCUCCGAAGUGCAACUGCAAGAAAUUCGCAAGGCGUCAUGGGCACGAAUUCUGUGCGACAAUUCCGACAACGUGGUCAGCGUGCAGCCUCUUGCCUUCCGCCUGCAGAAUCGGAACUUCAAUAGUCCCAGACCUUGUAGCGGUAACGCGAUACCUCGAGUCGACCUACGAGCUUGGGCGGGCGAGGUGCCUCAGGCUUAGUGGCUCCAAGGAUUGAAAACGGCGAGAACUUGGAGCAGGAGUGUAUCGAGUGCACAACAAUGGAUCAAUAUUCGAAAUUAACUACGGAAAUUUAUCUUGAUAUUGUUCAUGACUCCAGGAAAAAAAUGAAUAGGUAAAUGAGUUACGUUAACAACAAAAAAAGUUUGUUGCUAAAUUUUGCAAGGGAUUUACCAGCACAUGAUUAAAAUCAGUAUAUGCUCGAAAAUGGGAGCUAGCAGUUAAGAUUGCAUUGUUCUUUCUACUUGUAUUAGAACGCGUAGCAUCGCUUGGACCCUUGGAGGAAAGUGAGUGCAGUAUAAUACUCUAACUUCAUGCUACCAUUUGCUACUUACAUCCCAUUUGAAUUAAAGAGUAAGAGGACAAGCUUAUUAUGCUCACUCAGUUCAUUGUGUAAUCGAAACAGUUCACUAUAGUAAAGGAUAUAACUUGAGAAUACGAAUUGUUACUCGGUUCGGCGUGGGCAUGCAUUAUUAACUAAAUUAUCAGCCGUGAUCGUUAUGCCGAAGGCAUUGUAGCUUCCUCAUAUUCCAUUGAGUAUUGAUUUUCUCUAUCCGCAUAUAUCCAUCUUUCUCGCUUAUUACAAUACUGUUUGAUCA